ACAGGUGGUAUCGGGUAAUGGACGGUAUGGUCGAGGAAGGUGGAGCAAAUAACAAUUCAGCUGAUCCGUUGGGUUCUUCAAUUGCUGUGACUUCAGUUCAAAGUGUGAUUCAGGCCAAUCAGCAAUCGGUUAUACAAAGUGCACAAGGUAGCAUACAGCCAGUUCUCACUAAAGGGAAUGUUAUAUUGGUUUCCAAACCGAAUAGUGUUAUUCAAACUCCACAAGGGCAGCUGCAGACACUCCAGGUAGUUGUUGAAGCUGGGAGUGAUGAAAGUUUAUCAAACGAAGAAGAUGCGUCGACUAAAAAAAGGAGGGAUAUCUUAUCGAGAAGACCUUCUUAUCGAAAGAUAUUGAGUGAUUUGGGAGGAACUAAAGUAGAGUCAUCUGGAUCAGACUGUGAUUCUAAUUUAGACAGUGAACUUUCUUCCCAUUCGUUACCAACGCAUUACCAAACAGUAAUUCCUGCUGGCACCCUGCAACUUACCAGUCAGGGUGAAGGAAUUCACACGCUGACGAUGACUAAUUCGACAACAGCAGGAGGGACUAUUGUUCAGUACACUCAAGGGCAAGAUGGAGAAUUUUAUGUACCUGGUGAGAUAGUUGUAACACAGAAUGCCAGUAUAGGAGGUAAUCAAAUAUUAGCAGAAGAUCAAGCUAGGAAACGAGAAAUGCGUCUUUUGAAAAAUAGGGAGGCAGCGAGGGAGUGUCGUAGAAAGAAAAAGGAAUACAUCAAGUGCUUAGAAAAUAGAGUAGCAGUUCUUGAAAACCAGAACAAAGCCCUGAUAGAAGAAUUAAAGACAUUAAAAGAACUGUAUUGUCAAACAAAGGUGGAAUAG
Messenger RNA from Nezara viridula (southern green stink bug), 836 nucleotides. NCBI's taxonomy places the organism in Eukaryota, Metazoa, Arthropoda, Insecta, Hemiptera, Pentatomidae. The record is from the annotation of a GenBank genome assembly.